AUGAAGAGUAUAUAAGCAAAAAAUUUUGGGAAUGUUUUGGAGAAGCACUAAAUGAAAAUAAAAAGGGGCAAGAUGGUUGUAUUCAUGUGCUGUCAAUAAUUGCCAACAAAUUUACCUACACUGAAUUGCAAGAAAAGCUUUUUCUUUCGGCAAACAGUGUGACCAGUGCCAGAUUGUAUGCUAAAACUAAUGGUCCUGGUUGCCUUGCAUUAAGCAAACCUGCAAUCACUAAAGUAAAACUGUCAAAAGAAUCACUGGAUCAAUUUAUGACAUUUUUACUUGAUAAUAAUAAUACAAUGCCAAAUCUUGGUGGCUUGUGUUUGACAUGUAAUGAAUAUGGAUUUGGUGUUUUUGAAGAGAUGAAACCACUUGUUCAAGAAAAAAUUAAUAGAAAAGAUAUUCAGAAUGAAUUGAUAACUCAACUUGAAAAAACACAAUGUCAUUUGAAUCGAGAAUAUGGAAAUGAAUUGAUUAUAGAUGACCUUGGUAAUGUGCAGCAUGAUAAUUGUAUUGAACAUUGUUUAAACUUUGCAUUUGAGAAAGAUCCAAAUAGAUUAUCCAAAGAUGUUGUAAAAGCUGAAUUGAAAAAAAGAAAAAUUGAGUAUGAAGAGAAGGAAAAAAAAGUUGAUGAUAUUGAUAAGUUAAAAUCUUUUGGUAUACAAACUUCAGGCUUGGAUGUAAUGUAUUUAAAAUUUCCAGAACUUUAUUUAUAUCAUGAAAUUAUGUCUUUUAAAUUUCCAGAAACAAUCCAAGCAUAA
This is a messenger RNA of Entrophospora sp. SA101, 758 nucleotides long. The record is from the annotation of a GenBank genome assembly. NCBI's taxonomy places the organism in Eukaryota, Fungi, Glomeromycota, Glomeromycetes, Entrophosporales, Entrophosporaceae.